Molecule: messenger RNA, 3025 nt
Organism: Pteronotus mesoamericanus
Lineage: Eukaryota; Metazoa; Chordata; Mammalia; Chiroptera; Mormoopidae
Gene: FLYWCH2
Product: FLYWCH family member 2
Exons: 4
Coding region: 264-689 (141 amino acids)
Source: RefSeq, a predicted model, not a curated record
GAUGCUUGGUGCUCAGGAACACCAGUGACGUAGCCUGGACAAGGUACGCCGGGUGUCGUGUGAAGCUGGGCUCCGGAUCUUCCCCAGCUGGACUCCCAGCUCUGCUGCUUCAUGGCUGAUAGUGGCCCUGGCACGGCUCAGUGUCCUCAUCUGUAAACGGGGACAGAGCCCCUGGACUGCCGGUUCCCUUGCCAGGGAGGAGGAGUAGAAAUCCAUCCACGGGGGCCUCAGCGCGGCCUGGGGGACAGGCUGUCGGUCCCAGAAUGCCCCUGCCUGAGCCCAGCGAGCAGGAGAGUGAGAGUGUGAAGGCCGGUCAGGAGCUGUCCCCUGAGUCCCCUGAGACUGGCACAGAUGUUGUCCCUACAGCCCCCAAGAAGCCCAGGAAGUUCUCCAAACUGGUCCUGCUGACAGCCUCCAAAGACAGUGCCAAAGUGGCCGCAGCCAAGCGCAAAGGAGUGCACUGCAUCAUGUCUCUGGGGGUGCCUGGCCCCACCACCCUCGCCAAGGCCCUUCUUAAGAUCCAUCCUGAGGCCCAGCGCGCCAUUGAGGCCGCCCCCCAGGAGCCUGAACAGAAAUGCAGGAAGCUGGACACAGAAGGAAAAGAAGACGGAAGGUUGGCAGGGAGGCCUGCCCCCAGUCCUACAGUGGGCAGGGAGGAGUCCUCUCUCGGGCCCAGCAAGGCCACAUAACCGUGACAACUGCAGGUGGAUUUGUGGGCUGAGGGAGAUGACCAGGAACCUGAGCCCCUCCCCCGCCCCUGGGUCAGCUGCUGCUGCUGGAGGUGGAGGUGGAGAAGCAGUUCGCCUUCAACCAGAAGUCAGGAUCCCCCAGAGACCCCCACUGGAAGGGUUUCUGCCUCGGUUGCUUCAUCACGUGUGGUCCUCAUUCUUUGAAAACUGCCACUGGUCACAAGGAAAUGGCUUAUUUUUAAAAUGUAGAGUUCAGAGGCCUUAUGUUUUAAAACAACAUUUUCCAAAUGUAAUCAGUAUCUACUGACUCAUUCUCAGGAGAGGAGGAUACUUAGCACAUUUCUUUUCCUUGCCAGCUCUCCAUUUUGCUAUUUUAUUUUUACAGCCUGUUUGUUUAUAAUGUUUAUAUUCUGUAACCAUAACUUGAAAUGUUCUUUUGUCUUAAUUCUAUAUUUAAAUAGAUUCCUCUUACCCACCAAUCCCUCCUUUCCUCAGAUCUGAGCCAUCCUUUCAGUGGGCUGGUUCUGUCUGAUGGUAAGAAUGCAGGAGGAGUCGCCCAGGGUGUGAUGUGUGAUGGUCAGGUGCCACCAGGGAAGCAGUAGAGAAGAAGAGGAUGUGAGGAGAGUGGGCAGGCAAGGCAGGACUUCAGCCACUCAGCCUGGUGUCCAGGCUGUCCCAGCCUGGGUGGGUUAGAGAGGAUUAACCCUGGCCCGUCCACUCCCUGAACUUUACUGUAGCAUUAUUGACUCCUCCUGCUACUACCAGGGAAGCUGCAGGCUGGGUACUCAUGUCCCCAGUGAGGGGCUUGGCUGACUUGGUGGCUGCUGGAGGCUGUUUAAGGGCAGAGCAAGGGCCUAUCUCCCUCCUGAGUGUCAGGUGGUGCCCAUCAUCUGCCUGGAAGGCCUUCAGUACCUUGGGGCAGGAAGCCACUGCUGAGCCAAUUUGGGAGCCCACACACUGGGGCCAGCAGUGUCAAGAUUUUCUUUAUUUUGAAGCAUUUCAAAUGUCCAUGAAAGCUGAAGAACAGUGCAGGGGACAUGGUGUAGCCCUCACCUAGAUUCACAUCUCUCCCCUUCUCCCUCUCCCUCCUACUACUUUCUUGCCCUUUCACUUCUUGGAGAUCUUAAUAUCUGUCCAGAGCAGGCUGCUUGGGAUCUAGGUCACAGCUCUGGAUUCCCAGGGCUAGAAAGGAAACACAGAACUUUCUGACUGGUAAGUUCAUGAAAACUGAGUUCAAGGCUGUUCAGGAGAAGGCCAGGUGCGCCACAGCAUCCAACAGGGUCCUGAGUCGGUGGGCUCAGGGAGAGCAGCCUGAGGGAGCCCUUACAGGGAGCUGCAGGGUGAGGAGAGUGGGCCUGAGAGGAUUAAGUGUAGGGCCCAGAGGGAGCAGGGCAGGAAGACCAGGAGGCAGCAAUGGUGGGCAGAUGCUGGUGGCUCAGGGCCUGGAGUCCGCAGUGAGGGUUUCAGAUUUCUCAUGGGUAUUGGGAGGCGGGGGAAGGAUUCGUGCAGAGAAGGGAUAUGGUCAACAUAGUUAUACAAAAUUCCCCCAGGCACCAUGAGGAUGGACUGGUGUGGUACAAAGUGGGAGCUGGAAAGCCAUUGAGGAGGCUCCACUGCCUGGGUGAGAGGAGAGGAAGAGGAGAUAGGAGAGCCUGGAAGGAGGCUGAGCCAGGCCCGGUGACAGAUUGUUUUGCUUGGGGGACUGGGCAUGAGGGAGAGAGGACUGACCUAUUCAGCUGAGGGGUGACAGUGCCACCCAGUAGGAGGAGAAGGGACAGGGGAAAGUGACCCAUUCUAGUUCCACACAUUGGCAUUCUACUGGACGGUCGUGUUCCUGUGAGAAGAGUGGUCCCCAUGAGUGUUCAACAGAGCAGAAAAUUCUCAGAGGUGGAAGAUUGGUGCCAGCCAGCUCUGUACUCUGUGAGCGGGUGGGUGGUGCAUUAAUUAUGGUGGGGAUAAGAAGUAAAUAGGAUGACUAUGCAUUUCCUUUUUUAAAAAGAGCUUUUAUUCAUCUUCAAGCUAAAAGAAAAGGUAAUUCAUGGUCAUUGAAAAAAUAGAAAAUAUUUUCUAUUUUUUAUAAUCCAUUUAUAAUCCAUAUUUUUCUUAUUCAGAAAAUUGGGAUUAUGCAUCUUAUAUUUUUUUCUUAAUAGAUUACAAAUGGUUUUGUAACAUCCAUUUACUAACUGCACAGUAUACAACUGCAGGGAUGGGUAAUAGUUUAUAUAACAAAUUCUGACUGCUGGAGUAUCCCAAUUGUUUCUAGGUUGUUAACAAUCUUUUAAACCAGCGAUUUUCAACCUUUUUCAUCUCAUGGCAUGUAUAAACUAGUUACUAAA